Chelmon rostratus (copperband butterflyfish) is the source of this 1126-nucleotide messenger RNA. RefSeq lists its product as uncharacterized. The record is from RefSeq and is a predicted model, not a curated record. NCBI's taxonomy places the organism in Eukaryota, Metazoa, Chordata, Actinopteri, Chaetodontiformes, Chaetodontidae. The coding region runs from base 1 to 1035 and encodes 344 amino acids. Gene Ontology annotation, molecular function: phosphoric diester hydrolase activity. Gene Ontology annotation, biological process: lipid metabolic process. The transcript has 3 exons.
AUGUCCCCGACACUCUUGGUCCACUUCUUCGGAAUUUUGUCCAUCAUCAUCAUUGUUGGUAGCAGCUCUGUGGGCUAUGGCAUUGACAAGAAAAGAGUCAUUGGUUUGGGUCUCGGGGCCAUUCAGGGACCUGACUAUGACGACACACCCAACCCAGAGUUCCUCAACCCGUCCUGGAUGGCCAGCAUCCCUGAUGAUCAGCCGCUGUCUGAGGUCACCAUGCCUGGGACGCACAACACCAUGGCCGUGUACGGCGGUGUGUACGCUGAGUGCCAGACCUGGAGCCUGGCCUCCCAGCUCCAAGCCGGCGUCCGCUUCCUGGACAUCCGUGUCCGUCACGUCAAUGGGAACCUCACCAUCCAUCACGGGGUGUCGUAUCAACGGGCGCACUUUGGCCACGUGCUGGAGGGUGUGUCUGACUUCCUCCGAGAGUAUCCCACUGAAACAGUGCUGAUGCGUCUGAAGGAGGAGUUCAGUGAGACGGGCAACAUAUACGGUGCUGUGGUAGACUACAUCCAUCGCUAUGCUCACUGGGACCUGCUGUGGCACAGCCGGCUCGUGCCGACCAUGGCAGAGGCCCGAGGGAAACUCAUAGUCCUGCAAGAGUUUUCUGGGCCAGACUUGGGAAUGCGCUAUGGUUCCCUGGAUAUAGCUGAUGACUGGAAGGUACCCACACUUCUGAAUGUGGAGGAGAAAUGGCAGAGCGUCUAUAACCACCUGGAGGCUGCACCUACAGGAAACAAGGCCCAGAUUUUCCUCACCUACAGCAGUGGAGCCGGUGUGCUUGCGUACCCCAGAGUCAUCGCUCAGCGCAUCAAUGCACAGCUGUACGACUACCUGAGGGCCAAGACGGACCUGAACCAGCGCCUUGGAAUCAUCUGCAUGGACUUCCCUGCUGCUCCAAUUAUUCAAAUGAUCAUUGACUUCCAACUGAGAGAGGUCAGAAAGAGAAGUCAGGCCUUUAACCCAGUACCCAGGAAGGCAAGUUUGAAACAUGUAAUUUCUUCACUGAGGGAGAGGAGAAUCAAACAUUAGGGGGUGAACAGCAGACUGGUCAAUGAAUGCACCACAAUGAGAAACAGAGCUCGAAUUCAAUAGUGAAGUGUAACCAUACGACUCUACUGUA